AAUUGCACACGCGUACUGAGUUCUCGACCACCGUUCCAAGGAUACCAGCGCCGUCAGAUCUCAGGGGGGGGGAGAAUAAUCCGAUCCAACCAAGCAGGGUCGUCCAGUGGUACGGCCUCGCAGUCAUAAAGUAGAUGGGAUCUGAUUGGUUUUGCUGGGUAGUCGCUUAGCGAGAUCCAUCCGUUCCGAGUCUUCCAAGCUGACGACCUCCCCGAUAGUGGUACUCAUCCCGGCCAGCACCAGAAAACUUCGUUGUUAUGGUUUGACUGGUAAGGGACAGACUACAGAGCAUGAAAGCGGUUCCACCUGUCGCUGACAAGCCCUGCUGGGCGCAGACGUCAUGUCUAGCGAUGGGCCACAAAGUCCAGCCUCUAGACUGCUCUGUCAAGGGGCCUCUUUCAUCAUAGGGCCAGGGUCUGACUGGGGCACCGCUAUUCAUGGAAACAAUGACGCUGUUGGACUGGCUUUGUGCGACUGUGAAGUAAUUCUUAUUAAGUCUAGUCAUAUGCAGAAUGCAGGUAGAGGAUUAUAAAUAAAUUAUACCAAGUAUUGGACAGAAACAGCAGAAACUUGUCACUUGAUACGAUACAAUCCACCUACGUAUAUCCUCCCAACAAUCAAAUUUAUAUACAAUACCCAUCCCCUCCCAAAGCAAGCUUGAUCUUCCCUUUUUACCAUGGCCGACUCAAACCCCCAAUCUCCCAACCCCAAAGAAGAGUCUUCCGAUAACGAGUUCCCCACCAACCAACAACAACAACAGCCCGCUCCUGAGCAAGACGCCACACCGGAUAACAGCCGUCAGCGCAGACAAGAGCCUAACGACUCCGACACAGAAGACGUCCCGCGUCCCGAAAUGGAACCAGAGCAGCAGCAGAGACCCCAGCGCCGCCGCCGCGGCCAACCCCGCCAGCAACGGCGUCCUCGCCAGCAAGGUCAAGACGGCGGUCCAUUGGGUGGCCUAGGCGGCAUCAACCAGGCCGGUGAUCUCGUGCAGAACACAGCGGGCAAAGCAGUGAAUGGGGUUACAGGGAGCGCCGGUAAGGCUGUUGGCGGUUUACUAGGGGGUGGCCAGCAGGAAGAAGAGAGUGGUGGUGGAGGAGGUAAAGGGAGUGAUGAGCAGCUGCGGCUGCGGCUCGAUCUGAAUCUGGAUAUUGAGGUGCAGCUGAAGGCGAAGAUUCAUGGUGAUUUGACGCUGGGAUUAUUGAAUUAGUGCUUGACCGCGUCGAUCUAUUUGAUCUCCUUGCUUCUUCACGAUAUUACUUCCGAUACCGACUUAUGACUGCUGGUGCUCGGUCGCCAGCCUGAUAUGUGAUGUCGUCCACGAAUUUGAUUUGAAUUGGGCUUUGCGAUGUUUUGCGAUGUUUUGCGGCGGAUUGCUCUAGAUCCUUUGCGAUAUUUCACUUCCUCGGUUCGGUUUCCUGUUACUUUUUAAUCAGGCGUGCCAUUCUAUCUGGUAUUGCAUUUCCUGUACUCUAUAAAAAGGGAUCAAUGAUGAGUCUUGCAACUCCAUA
Molecule: messenger RNA, 1511 nt
Organism: Aspergillus nidulans FGSC A4
Lineage: Eukaryota; Fungi; Ascomycota; Eurotiomycetes; Eurotiales; Aspergillaceae
Exons: 2
Coding region: 677-1210 (177 amino acids)
Source: RefSeq, a predicted model, not a curated record